GUCCAAAAAUGAAAUGCUGCUUAGAUUUGCCAAAUUAGACUAUAAUUAUUUGCAAAUGUUGCAUAAAAAGGAGCUCUAUGAAGUAUCAAGGUGGUGGAAGGAUUUGGACCUUGUUUCUAAGCUUCCAUAUGCUAGAGAUAGAGUGGUAGAAUGCUUUUUCUGGGCUAUGGGUGUUUAUCAUGAACCUCAAUAUUCAAUUGCUCGAAUCAUGCUCACCAAAACCAUUGCAAUGACAUCGAUAAUAGAUGAUACAUAUGAUGCCUAUGGUACAGUUGAAGAACUUGAAGUUUUUACAGAGGCCAUUAUGAGGUGGGACAUUAGUGAAGUUGAUCGGCUUCCUGAGUACAUUAAACCAUUCUAUAGUGCUCUUUUAGAUCUUUAUGAGCAAUUUGAUGAAGAACUAUCAAAAGAAGGAAGAUCUUAUGCGGUCCAUUAUGCAAAAGAAGCUUUGAAAGAACUUGUGAGGACAUACUAUGUGGAAGCCAAGUGGUUCAUUGAAGGAUACAUGCCACCGUUUUCUGAGUACAUGAGCAAUGCCUUAAUCACAUGCACUUAUGUUUAUCAUACAACUACAUCCUUGUUGGGGAUCAAAUCUGUGACCGAGAAAGACUUUGAAUGGCUGAGCAAUAAACCUAAAAUGCUUGUUGCUAGCCUCAUAAUAUGUCGACUUGUUGAUGACAUUGCUACAUAUGAGGUUGAAAAGGAAAGGGGCCAAAUUGCCACCGGCAUCGAAUCAUACAUGAAAGAGAACCAGGUGACUAAAGAAGUGGCAGUUGAUAAGUUUUUUGAAAUGGUUACAAAUGCAUGGAAGGAUAUUAAUGAAGAGUAUAUGCGACCAACUUCCUCACCAAGAGAAAUUCUAAUGCGCAUUCUCAACCUUGAACGUAUUAUAGAUGUCACUUAUAAAGGCAAUGAAGAUGGAUAUACACAACCACAAAAAGUUUUGAAACCCCACAUCAUUUCUUUGUUUAUUGAUCUCGUUGAGGUCUAAUGUUAAUAGGGAUCAAGUUGGUGAAAAAAAUUGUUGUAAUCGAACAUGGUUGUUUUUUAUUUUUUAUCUUUGUUAUUACUUAUUAUCCACGGAGAUAAAGCAAAAAGCUUCAAAUAAGCUGUAAACCUUAUUCAUUGUUCUCCAUCGAUAAAAGAUUUAGUGACCAAAACA
Molecule: messenger RNA, 1162 nt
Organism: Olea europaea var. sylvestris
Lineage: Eukaryota; Viridiplantae; Streptophyta; Magnoliopsida; Lamiales; Oleaceae
Product: viridiflorene synthase-like
Exons: 5
Coding region: 14-991 (325 amino acids)
Biological process (GO): diterpenoid biosynthetic process
Molecular function (GO): magnesium ion binding; terpene synthase activity
Source: RefSeq, a predicted model, not a curated record